Molecule: messenger RNA, 2529 nt
Organism: Cajanus cajan (pigeon pea)
Lineage: Eukaryota; Viridiplantae; Streptophyta; Magnoliopsida; Fabales; Fabaceae
Product: putative wall-associated receptor kinase-like 16
Biological process (GO): cell surface receptor signaling pathway; protein phosphorylation
Cellular component (GO): plasma membrane
Molecular function (GO): protein serine/threonine kinase activity; polysaccharide binding; calcium ion binding
Source: RefSeq, a predicted model, not a curated record
ACUAAUAUACUACAUAAAAAGAGAGUAAUCUUGUAAUUAAUUAUGAGAAAAAUGGGAUUGAAGGCCACGCAGAUGCUGUUCAUGAUUGUGUUAGUGAGGAUAGGAUUAGGAAGUGAUGAAGCAGAUCAUGACCUAGCCAUGGAUGGCUGCAGAAGCAGUUGUGGGAAAGUUUCAGUUCCAUAUCCAUUUGGCAUAGGCAACUCAUCCUUCACCGGCGACAGGUGUUUCUUGGCACCAGAAUUGGAGCUUAGAUGCAUCGACGCUGACUCUUUGUACCGCGGUCACGGUAACGUCCAAAUUCUGAACAUAACCCUCCAAGGUAAAAUGGACAUGCUUGCAGCCGUUUCUCAUGUUUGCAUAGACAAAUCCGAAGGAAGGGAAGCAACAUGGGGUGAGGAAUGGACUCUCAGCACUCCGGCUUUCGCAAUUUCCAGCGAGGACAACAAGUUCGUGAGUGUAGGGUGCGACACUUAUGGCUAUCUCAACAGUUACGUCAAUGGAACCAAAUCCUCAACGGGGUGCUUGACAAGAUGUGACAGCAAAGAGAGCAUGCAAAGCAUGCAGAGUCAUGGAAACUGCACGGGAAUAGGGUGUUGCCAGGUGAAUAUACCUCCUGGAAUGAAGAACAUUAGCAUACAAGCCUUCAGCUUCUACAAUUUCAAUUCCUCCUUCGGCUUCAACAACUGCAGCACUUCCUUUGUUGUCAAAAACGGCAGCUAUACUUUCUCCUUGGAUCAUCUAAACCACAUCCCCUUCAACGAGGCACCCUUUGUCGUUGAUUGGACUGUUGGAAACGACACGUGUCGAAAUUCCGAGGGUACAACCGACAACUAUGCGUGCAAGAAUAAUAGCUAUUGUGAGGACUCCAACACUGGAUAUGGUUACCGAUGCAAAUGUAGAGCAGGCUUCGAAGGAAACCCGUACCUUCCCCAAGGUUGCCGAGACAUUGAUGAAUGCUUGAAAGGUACACAUACAUGCAUAAAUGUUAAAAAUUGUCACAACACCAUCGGAAACUACACAUGUUCUUGUCGUAAGUGGCAAUCUGGAAAUGGAAAGGAACGAGACUGCCGCAUACAUACCAUGGUUGUUGUUGGAGCAGCAGUUGGAUUUGUUAUUCUAUUUGUGGGGACUGUCAUGUUGUACUUAAUACACCAAAAAAGGAAACUCAGCAAACUAAAAGAGAAAUUCUUUCGGCAAAAUGGCGGAUUGAUUUUGCUACAAAAGCUCUCUAGAAGAGAAGAUACUUCCCAAAUUGCUCAAAUUUUCACAGAAGAACAACUAAAGAAGGCCACCAACAACUUUGAUGAGACCUCAAUCAUUGGCAGAGGAGGUUUUGGUACAGUUUUCAAAGGAUUUCUAGUAGAUAACAGAAUUGUAGCUAUCAAGAAGUCCAAAAUACUUGAUGAGAGUCAAAAGGAACAAUUCAUUAACGAAGUGAUUAUUUUGUCCCAAAUCAAUCAUAGAAAUGUGGUCAAACUUUUGGGAUGUUGUUUAGAGACAGAAGUGCCUUUAUUGGUGUACGAAUUUGUUGAAAAUGGUACCCUUUAUGAUUUUAUACACACUGAAGGAAAAGUAAAUAAUGAAAUUUGGAAAACACGUGUAAGGAUAGCUGCAGAGGUAGCUGGAUCUCUAUCAUACCUACACUCUGCAACCUCAGUACCCAUUAUUCAUAGAGAUGUCAAGACUACUAACAUCCUCUUAGAUAACACUUACACUGCCAAAGUGUCUGAUUUUGGAGCUUCAAGGUUGGUUCCACUUGGUCAAACUGAAAUAGCUACAAUGGUGCAAGGAACUUUUGGUUAUCUAGAUCCCGAGUACAUGCUUACAAGCCAACUAACUGAGAAAAGUGAUGUGUAUAGUUUUGGAGUAGUGCUUGUAGAGCUGCUAACAGGAGAGAAUCCUCAUUCUUUUGGCAAACUAGAAGAGAAGAAAACUCUUGCAAAUCACUUUCUUUCUUGCUUUAAGGGGGAUUGCUUAUUUGAUGUUCUUCAAGUUGGCAUUGUGAAUGAAGAAAAUAAAAAGGAGGUCAUGGAUGUUGCUAUUCUUGCUGCAAAUUGCUUGAGACUCAAUGGGGAGGAGAGGCCUAGCAUGAAGGAAGUGGCAAUGGAGUUGGAGAGAAUAAGGCUAAAGGAGAAACAUCCAUGGAUUAAUACCGACCAAAAUCUAGAGGAGACCCAACACUUGCUUCAUGAAACAUCAUCUAACACUUAUGAGCCUAGUAAUAGUAGCAACCAUCAAUAUUCUGGGUACGACAGCAUCAAGGGUCGUGUACUAGUUGCUUUGGAUGAUGGAAGAUGAUUAUGACACGGAAACAUAUAUCAAAACUCAGUUACAACCUUUUGUAGUCGUUAUAAAAAGUCCUAUAUUAAUUAGUUAUUGUCAUGAGUGUUAUUGGUGUGUUUUAUUAUGUUUUCAUAUAUGUUUAUGAAGAGAGGUUAAAGUCCUUAGUUAUAAAGAAGUUGCCUAGGGAUUCAAACUUCAAUCAAGAUGGGUUGGUUGAUGAUCUGUUACUUAUGUAUAUGUGCAAUG